This is a messenger RNA of Malassezia japonica, 1419 nucleotides long. RefSeq lists its product as uncharacterized. The coding region runs from base 1 to 1419 and encodes 472 amino acids. NCBI's taxonomy places the organism in Eukaryota, Fungi, Basidiomycota, Malasseziomycetes, Malasseziales, Malasseziaceae. The transcript has 2 exons. The record is from RefSeq and is a predicted model, not a curated record.
AUGGCGCAGGUGCCCCAGACGCCGCAGGCACGGCGCGAGUCCGAGACGACGUCGUCGCGGCUACCUGUGCGCACGCCGCAGGCACGCACGCCGCGCGCGAGUCUGCUCCCUCUGGAGAACCUCGAGAAUAUUCCGCGCGAUGCACACUUGCCCAGGCACAAGACGGCCGAAGAGGUCGCGCGCCUCGCCGAGGCGCGCCUUGACGAGCUUCGGAAGGAGAAACAUGCGCUCCAGAAUGAGCGCGAGGACCUCCGCACAGACAUUCAACUGGGACGCCAGCGCGAGCUAAAGCUCCGCGCACAGAUCGAGAAGCAGGACGCGAUGAUUACUCGGUACAAGGAGCGCGCGGUGCACAUGAGCAAGGCGCAGCUCCAGCAGCGCGCGUUUGACGAAGCGCAGGAAAAGCGCCAGAAGGCCGAGGAAGAGGCCAAGGCACACGCUGAGCGGUGCGCUGAGCUUACGCAGGAGCUCGACGAACGCCAGGCGAUGCUCGAUGAAGCACGGAGCGUGGCGGAGCUUAUGCAGCGCAACUUGCGUGCGCUCGCACAGACGGCCAGCGCACUCCUCCAAGCACGGCCUACGCCCGCCUCGCCCAAGUCGAUGGUCCGCGAGGUGGUGAUUGACCGCGCUGCUGCAGACGUGCAGGCACACCUCGCGGCGACACUCGCACAGCGUGACGCGCUCAUGGACGAGCUCAAGGAUGCCGAAGGACGCGCGCAGUCGCUGCAAGCGCACUGCGAUGCAUUGGAAGAGCUCGCCGCGCAACACGACGAGGAUGCCGACCUCGACGCGGAGCGCAUUGCACGCUCACGCCUCGCCGAGCAGUGCGCGAGACAGGACGCUGCCUUGUUCGAAUCCAAGUGGCACUCGGCUGAGGACCGGUGUGCAUGGCUCGAGGCACAGCUGGCACAUACGCAUGCCGUGCAUAGCAAAGUCCUCAGCGCCUUGCGCGCCCAAGAGCGCGGCAAGACGCAAGAGGCGCAGGCGUCGGCCGCCGAGCUCACUGCCGAGCUACACCAAGCAAAGAAGCAAGUGGCGCACCUCCAAGACGAGCUGGAGCGCGUUGCGUGGUACGAAGAAGCCUACGCCCAGCGUUCGCGCCAGGCCGAUCUGCUUACCGAGAUUGCCGCCCUCGCCGACGAGGACGCCCAGUCGAAACACUUUGACUCGCUCACGGCACACAUUGAUGUGCUCCACUGCGAGCUGGAGACGCUACGUACAAAGCGCGAUGCCCUCGAAGAACAGACCGUGCAGUGGCAGCGUGGCCUCGAGCCAUUCGCCGAGGCGCAGCCUGCCAAGCGGCGGCGUGCCGCUUCCGAUGCAGGAAAGUAUGCGUCGCUCGAGCGCGCGCCGUCGCCACGGCCGCAUGCGCCAGCCCACUCCCGCCGCCACGCUUUGCCUUUUGUAAAAGAUGCGUAG